Molecule: messenger RNA, 5175 nt
Organism: Sarcophilus harrisii (Tasmanian devil)
Lineage: Eukaryota; Metazoa; Chordata; Mammalia; Dasyuromorphia; Dasyuridae
Gene: RNF157
Product: ring finger protein 157
Exons: 19
Coding region: 438-2384 (648 amino acids)
Biological process (GO): protein ubiquitination
Cellular component (GO): cytoplasm
Molecular function (GO): ubiquitin protein ligase activity
Source: RefSeq, a predicted model, not a curated record
AUUGAAAGGGGCCAAGUUAUGAAGAAUUUUAAAUGGCAGAGGAAUUUGUAUUUCAUUCUAUUAGUAAAGGAGAGCCACUGGAGUUUAUUUUGGAGAGGGAUGACAUGGUUAGAUAUACACUUUAGAAAAAUUAUCUAGGCACUUCUGUGGAGGAUGGAUUGGAGAGGAGAAAGGCCCAAGGCAAGAUCAAGUAGGAGGCCAUUACAGUUGCCUAGGUAACAAGUCAGGAAGGCCUGAAAUGAGUAGCGGCUAUGUGAAUGAAGAGGAGACCUGUAAGAGAAAUAGAAAGAGAAAUAAGAUUAGGAAAUUGAACCUCUAGGGUGACUUGAGAGUGAGAUAUGAAGGUUGACACAGAGAUUACAAAUUUGGGUGAUUUGAAGAAUGUUGAUACCUUCAACAGUAAAUAGAGAGGAAGCUAUUUUGCUAGCCACUUCAUCAUGGGAGGAGAAAAAUUCGACUCAACUCACCCUGAAGGAUAUCUUUUUGGAGAAAACAGUGAUUUGAACUUCCUGGGGAACAGGCCAGUAGCGUUUCCUUAUGCAGCCCCACCUCCCCAAGAACCUGUGAAGACACUGAGAAGUCUAAUCAACAUCCGAAAAGAUACUCUAAGGCUAGUAAAGUGUACCGAGGAAGUAAAAACCCCUGGAGAAGAGGUCAGCAAAGCCAAAGUCCACUACAAUGUAGAGUUCACAUUUGACACUGAUGCCCGGGUGGCAAUCACCAUCUACUAUCAAGCCACUGAAGAGUUCCAGAAUGGCAUAGCCAGCUAUAUCCCAAAAGACACCAGCCUUCAGUCGGAGACUGUGUACUAUAAAAGAGGAGUGUGUCAGCAAUUCUGCCUGCCCUCUCAUGCUGUUGAUCCAUCUGAGUGGGCUGAAGAGGAGCUGGGUUUUGACCUGGAUCGAGAAGUCUACCCAAUGGUUGUCCAUGCUGUAGUGGAUGAAGGUGAUGAGCAUUUUGGACACUGCCAUGUACUUCUCGCCACAUUUGAAAAGCACACAGAUGGCACUUUCUGCGUAAAGCCCCUGAAACAGAAGCAAGUGGUGGAUGGGGUCAGUUACCUCCUUCAAGAAAUCUAUGGGAUUGAAAACAAGUACAACACACAGGAUUCUAAGGUGGCAGAGGAUGAAGUAAAUGAUAACAGUGCUGAGUGUGUGGUUUGCCUCUCGGAUGUCCGGGAUACCUUGAUUUUACCCUGCCGCCACCUCUGUCUCUGUAACACCUGUGCAGACACCCUUCGCUACCAAGCCAACAAUUGCCCCAUCUGCCGACUGCCAUUUCGGGCUCUGCUUCAGAUCCGGGCUAUGAGGAAAAAAUUGGGCCCUUUGUCCCCAACCAACUUUAAUCCCAUCAUCUCUUCCCAAACAUCUGACUCUGAAGAACACUCAUCUUCAGAGAACAUUCCCUUGGGUUACGAAGUGGUAUCUCUGCUGGAGGCCCUAAAUGGGCCCCUCACUCCAUCUCCAGCUGCUCCCCCACUUCACGUGCUUGGAGACACCCACCUGUCAGGAAUGUUGCCUUCUUAUGGCAGUGACGGGCAUCUGCCCCCAGUCCGAACCGUCUCCCCUCUUGAUCACCUCUCUGACUGCAGCAGCCAAGAACUCAAGCUCAAGAACAGUCUCUCCAAGUCCAUCUCCCAGAAUUCAUCCGUGUUGCACAAAGAAGACGAUGAGCAGUCCUACAGCGAGUCUGAAAUGCAGCUCUCCCACAGGCAGUCUCCCCAUCAGCUUGAAGAGGAGUGCGGUGCAACUCCAGAGAGUGAGAAUCUCACUUUAUCUUCAUCAGGAGCCAUUGGCCAAUCAUCUUGCACAGGGACUCCACUCUCUUCCACGAUUUCUUCCCCAGAAGACCCUGUCAGCAGUAGCCUGGCACAAUCUGUCAUGUCCAUAGCCUCUUCUCAAAGCCAAAACUCUCAGAUCAGCACUGACACAAUCUCCUCUAUGUCUGGUUCCUAUAUUGCCCCCGGCACUGAAGAAGAAGGAGACGUUCUCCCUUCCCCACUUGCCGCCAGUGGAGCCCCAUCAGAAGAAGGAGAGUUGAUGCCUGUUGAAUCCCCAGAUACUGACUUUGUUGGUGUCCCAGCAGAAGAGCAGGAUGCAGAGGGGAACGAUGUGUUGGAAGAAGAGGAUGGAUCAUCUACACAAGAAGAUGGCCAGAGGACUUGCGCAUUCCUAGGUAUGGAGUGUGACAAUAACAAUGACAUUGACAUCGCAGUGGUGAAAACACUCGACAAUAAGCUGUGCUCUGAGGUCUGCUUACCCGGCACCUGGCAAGUGGACAACAAUGCUAUCAGUUGCAGGAAUAACCAGUGCUGGCAUUUGUCAUCAAGCAGCCCGGAGGACCCUGAGAACCAGCCUUGUGUAAGGGGUCCCAUGGCUGUCUGAAGAGUCCUAGCCCCUGUCACAGGGCUCUUUUUUCCAUCCUCACAUUCCAAUGUGCCCCCCCCCCCCCACUGGACUGCUGACCUCCUGGGUAUUCCCACUAAGACCUGUGAUGACUUUUUAUAUUUGUGUAUAAAACUGGAUGUCGAGGUCAUUCUACACCUUGCCCAGCCUCUCCUACUUCCUGGAUCUCCACUUGAAACAGACUGGAAAUCCCUCUAUCUGGACUAAAGUCAAGUUGAUGAACUGUGGUUCAUCAUCGCCUUUUCAGAGACUUCCGCCCCAUCUCCCCUAUAAGGUAGAGCAGCAGGCUGUGUGCUGGCUGUGUGGUCUCAUUUUUUCUCCUUAGGGUUACAGCAGGAGGGCUUGGAAAAUUGGCUGCUUUGCUUUCCUUUACCUAUGUUGCGUUAUCUGACCUCCAGCACAAUUAAACUACCUUGGCAACUUUCCUUUUGGGUUAGCCCUCAUCCAUGGCAGAGAAAAGUAGGCAUCCUAUACUAAACUAUUCUGAAGCAGUUUCUCCACCUACUCUGAAAAGUGGCAUCUAAUGGGAUGGUUGAGUAUUUCUUUCCAUAAAAGUCUAGUUUUUGCCUCUUAUGUGCUCUGCUUUGUAGAUAAGACUUGCUCCCUUUAUGGGGAAUCUUAACACUUAAAUUCUCAACUGUUUAUACCCUGAGCAAUAUACAUGGAUGAAAGUGGCUAUCCUCCUUCCAGACGUGUGCAUAAGUACCAGUGUUCUCACAUCAGGGACAAAAAUGAGGGUCUGAAGUAGAGCCUCAAAUAGUUGGAGGGUGGGGAAGAGGAGGGAGGGCAUGUGACCUCAGUGAACUCCCUGAGCUACAUGAAGGGAGUGAGCAGGCCUCCUCCACCUCCAGGGCUUCCUUCCCCCUUACAGUCCUUCCUGCUUAGUCUUAGCUAAUACUAAGAGGUAUAGUGGAGGAGCAGAUCUGUGACUAUGUAGAACAUGGAUUGGAAUAUAGUUCAGGUCAAAUGAGGUGCUUUGAAACUUAAAUGAAUAUAAUAAAAUCCUGAGCCAAAAAGGUUAACCUCUAAAUCAGGUAUCAUUCCUAUCUCCCCAUCAGGGUUAUUUGGAGGAGUUCUGGAUACUGUUUUGAUUUACAGCAUUUAAAAGAGGGAUCAUAGGCUCUUGUUGUAGGGGGAGAACAGGCAGGGAAUAUGAAAGAGUAAAGCUUCCAGGGACAUAUAAUAAUGCCCUUGAGGAAUAUUUAUUUUCCAGGAGGAGCCCUCUUGUACUCCUGUGCUGGAAAGCCUAUGCAAGUCCAUGCUUGAAAGAUCUAGAACCCUGAGAAAAGCCUCAGCUCCCCUCCACCUUCCCCUCCCCCCCCGGGGGAGUUGCCCCACUGUUUUCAACCUAAUGGUCUAACUAUAUAUUCUCGGAGGUAUAAGGAACCUAUCCAGGUGUACUUUAUAUUCCUGGUUAUGGCUUGACAAUUCAGAAGCCUAAUAAUUAAGGCAGUGUUUUGAAUCUUUAAUUUUUAUCAUCCUCCAAAAGACCCCAAUACAAGUUGAUUGGCUGGUAUAUGGUCCCUUACCUGCCUCACAAUUAUUCCCUUUCCUAAAGCAAAAAAUUAAAACAAGCAUAGUUAAGCAAUAAUCUCUUUCCUUGGGCCUAUAUAAUCUGGGUGGUUUUAUCAGCAAGCAUGCAGACCUACCUCUGGCAGUCACUGGGUAGUGUUAAACAGGAUGCUUGGGGGAGGAGAUGGGUGAAUGGAGACAACAGUUAAUAGUUAAAACAGCCAGGAACCUUAAACCAAAAUAAAUAUCCUCAUUCCUUUUACUGAUUACCUGUGUCUUUUGGUGCUGGGGUGUCAGAACCUGCAGCUCAUCUCUCUCAAGCAGCCAGCAAAGCAAGAAACUUGAGGCUGUGUUCCUGGAAGAAGGCAGCAGUAAUCCUUUCCUUGUUUCAAAACUGCUUCCCCACCCCCAACUGCAAAUGUGUAAAUGUGGUGGAAACAGCUCCUUAGCCCCCUCUUUCUUAGAUAGUUCCUCUUUUUCCUCUCCUAUUUAGAUACCUGGCAGGUGGUUAUCCCAUUCAAGAGUAUCUGACAAAAACCCAUCUUAUUAAGACAUGAGGCAGUUGACAGCCUGGUUUUGAUAUGAUCACCCCCCUCCCAAACAACAAUAUCAACCUUGCCUGUUUUGAUCCUAUCAAUCAGGCUAAGGAAACACAUCAGGGACAAAGCCACUGUUUCUAAAAGGGAAAGGGGAAAAUGCAGGUUAAGAAGUACCAUCAGAGGAAAGCCAUUUCCCUUUUGUGUAGUGGCUCUCCAAAGGGGUAAAGAAGGGAGGUCUGAUGGGAGCCAUGGCUUGAGGAAUGUCUUGAAUAGCAUGGGUUAUAACAACUAAUCACUCCUUUGCUUAUGCUUCAUUCUGUUCCCAUCCUAUUAUUUUCUAGGGAUGGGAUGAUCUUGAUUUGUUCACCUUGACAUUUUCUUCCUCUUCCCUAUUUCCCACCCCACUUCUAUUCCACCAGGAAUCCCCACCAUUCUGGGAGCUUUUAGUGCAUGUGGAGCACUUUUCAUAACAAAGAAAGUAUCUUAUUUCAAAGUGAUGCUGGGCUUGGUGCAAAAGUGGAUGAUGUUUCCUGGAUAUUUUGCACACAUGUGUGUGUGUGUGUGUGUGUGUGUGUGUGUAUUUGUGUGCUUACUGUUGGGGACAGUGUGUCCCCUUCAGGGGGCACACAUAGGUAUGCUGCAGGUGCCACCUCAACAAAGCAAUGUUUAUGGAUUGCUGCAUGGUUCUCAAAAGUGAAUAAAACUGUUUACAAGAGGAA